Bombus pascuorum is the source of this 3813-nucleotide messenger RNA. RefSeq names its product transcription factor SOX-10-like. Bases 2151 to 3188 code for a protein of 345 amino acids. Gene Ontology annotation, cellular component: nucleus. Lineage: Eukaryota; Metazoa; Arthropoda; Insecta; Hymenoptera; Apidae. Gene Ontology annotation, biological process: regulation of transcription by RNA polymerase II. The transcript is spliced from 4 exons. Gene Ontology annotation, molecular function: DNA-binding transcription factor activity, RNA polymerase II-specific; RNA polymerase II cis-regulatory region sequence-specific DNA binding. The record is from RefSeq and is a predicted model, not a curated record.
AGCCAAGGACCUACAUAACAUUGGCGAAUUUUAAUAUUCCUGCUUGACGUACUAGAGUCUUCGGAACACCGUCUCGUUCGUCCAAGUUUCCCAUUACAGACCCUACGCACAAGAUCUGUAUACCAGCGGACAACUACGGCAUUGAAACAAAUUCUCUGUACGCGGUAAACGUGUUCAAAGCCGAAGUAUAUACAGUGGUUGCGAAAGGCAGGUGGUUAGGAAACGUAUAUAAAAGUGUUCGAUGUAAUAGAUAAUUAUUGAAAUAAAGGGACGCAGGUGCGUAUCUAUGUACAGGCGGAAUGCGUACGAUUAUAGACGUGGCUAGAUCGAUCGAUCACGCUAGUUAGCGCGGCUUCGUUCUACGAUCUCGCUAUAUUCUUUCCCUUCGGAACUACUACGUGUUGCGUAAAAAGAGGAAGAAAAAUUGCGCAGCUCGUUCGUUAGGCGGCAGCAGAGCGCGCGUUUCCCUCACGAUAGACUCGCGUCGACAUUGGGAUAAAAACCGUAGCAAUCCGUAAUCCGCCCAAGUGUCUCGAGCAUUUCCGAGGGUCUGAGUGCGCGUUUACGCACCACCAGCAAGUUAAUCCUGCAAAGUGCGAGCAAGAUGCCUCCUUUGAUCUCGCACAAAAGCCGCUACACGGCAUUGACCGUGGUUUAUAUAUGCUCAUGUAUGGGCCACUGUCUUUGCUAGCUCACUCAUUCAUUAAAUUCGUUGUAUAAUUAGGCUCGCCAGAAAGAUGCAGACUGUCAACCGAUGAUUCCUGUGCACCAGCGCAACGAAAAGAAGAAGCUCCAACUCGCUCCUGAAUUUAUGCCCUCGCAUUCUCCCUGUUCGACUAUUUCUCCUCCCGAUGAUCCUUCUUUUUCCCGAUGUGACUCGCGAGAACGUAAAGUCACGUUCGCAGUGAUCUAAUUAUAUGGCUCGCGGGGAACUGCUAACUCAGUCACGGGACAAGGAAAUUUGCAAAUGCGAUUAUUUUCAUCUAGAGAGAGAGAGAGAGAGAGAGGGAGAGGGAGAGAAAGAGAGAGAGAGGUCUAUUUGUUUGCAUGACGAUCGAAUUUGUUCGAAAAUGAGCGACUUUGUUGCAGAAGAAGAAUCGCAGCGGAAAGCCGAUGCGACUAGGUUUUCACGAACGUUACGAUAAACGGGAAAAAGUUCUAAUUCGGUCGAACAACGAGGCGCUUCGAAAAGCGUGGCAUUCGAAAACGAAGCGAAUCAUAGCGAAUGAUUUUCGAAGACAGGAUGGACACACGAAGGAUCCGAGAGAAGUCGAGGAGCCGAGUCGAGAAGAAGAACAGAAAAGGAACAAGAUCCUAGAUAUCCCCCACCAGAUGCAGAGGUGGUCCACGGAACCGCCUCCGCGAUCUACCAUCCAACGUUUGGUGCGUGUGCCAGACGUGUGCUCAUCGUUUCUGCCUCUUUCGUACGGACCAACCUGUGUGGUGCUCGCUCCCUGAAUGAACCUUCACAUCCUCGUCGAUCCGUGUUCGUCUUUCUUCUCUAGUCAGCCAGUCAGUCAGUUAGCUAUCGGAGUUUCCUUAAACCGUCGCGGGUGCUAUUUUCUAUGCCAUUUUUUUAUAAUCGACGCGAUCGGAUUACGGCGAUUAGAAACACGUCUUAAAGAAUUUAAAUUCAAUACAGAGAUCGUUGUUAUACGGAUGACGAGUAAUCAACGGUCGGAGUGCGAACCAAGGAAAAGAAUAAAUCGAGUCGCGAACGUACCAAAACCCGUAAACGAUAUUUAUCGAGCGAGAUAAGAAGAAGGGCCGGUCGCUGAGAGAGUGGCGGAAAUCGAUGCGACGCCGAUAUACGGACUACCAGGAGGGACAAGGGUCGGUUUAUGAUAAAUCACGGCACGAUAACCUCGGAUUAAUUACUCGGUUCUUUUCUUCGCUUUCCUCGGUUCUUUACGAUGCGCCUCUCGACGACGCGUUUUACGUGAAGAAAGAACAGUGUGCGCAGGAUAGAGCGACAGGCGGGCCGAUAAGUUCGACGUUUCGGUGAAAGUCGUUGCUCGCGGUCGAACGCGACUGGUCGUGCUAUCUACAAAAAGGAAAAGAAAAAGGACGUUCGUUCGACAAGGAAGAAGAUCGUCCGUGUUACGAAUGUGAAUAUCUACGAUAAGUAAUUGGAAAUAACAUCCAGGAAGAUGGAAGCCCACCAAGGUGGCGGUUUAUCGUCUGCUGCGACAGAAACGGAAGCUGGACCGUCGAGCAGCGAACAAUGCGGCAACGAGCAAUGCACCAGUUCUCUGGACGAUGCAGUGGGCAAGCUACUUCAAGGCUACGACUGGACCCUGCUUCCGGUCACUUCUCGCGCAGGAGGACGAAGAAGCGCUCACGUGAAACGUCCGAUGAACGCGUUUAUGGUUUGGGCUCAAGCGGCCAGACGCAGAUUGGCGGAUCAAUAUCCGCAGCUUCACAACGCCGAACUUUCGAAAACGUUAGGAAAACUGUGGAGAAUCCUAAGCGACGGUGAGAAACAACCGUUCAUAGAGGAAGCUGAGAGACUGAGGAACGCGCACAAAAAGCAACAUCCGCAUUACAAGUAUCAGCCGCGUCGACGGAAACCAAAAUCGGAGGAACAAAUGGGCAUCGUGAUGCAUCGAGCUACUUUGUCCUCUCCAGGCACGUCUCUAGACUCUACCAACUCGUCCGACUGCACUUAUCCUCGCCUAUAUCCAGAUACCGGGAUCAAAACGUACGACAGACCGACUUACCACGAUAGCAAAACCAGCUACGAUCUGUCGAGGUCGGCUUGGUCCGCCGACACCAGCAAAUACCCGGUCGAUCAUUCGAUCGUAGAAAGCAAACCGUACGACGGUAUCAGAUACGAAUCGAACGUAGCGGCGAAAAGCUACGUGGACGCCAAGUGCUACGAGACGGUCAAGUAUCACGAGGUAUCUACCGCUGCAAAAUAUCACGAGACGAUUCCAAAGUAUUCCGAGUUGCAAACGAAGCCUUACGAUCUACCCAAAUACCCGGAGAAUCCCUUAAAAUAUCCCGCGGAUGUUACCAGCCCGGGCAAAUCAUACGCGUGCGUACACAGCCAGUAUUACUCCGCUCCAGAGGGAUACACGGUGCACGAGGAGAACGAAUACCAAACGCAGGGAGUUUCGACCCAUUCUUUCUAUCCGUAUAUUUCCGCGUCUAUGACGCAACCGCCUUAUUACAUGGGUCCUCGAUAAAUCGCUCUAGUGCGAUGUGUUUUAUUCAGGGACCGAAAAUAACAGUUGUUUUCUACAUUUUUACGGAAAAAGUCAUUCAGAAAAAAUGAAUUUUCGCUUAAACAAAAAUUUUUUUAACAGAUUAAAUGAUUUAAAAUCAGUAAUUUUUAGGUAUUCUAAUUACGAAUAACUAUUAUAAAUGAUUAACAUUUUUUUUUUUUUUUUUUUUUUUUUUCUUGGUUAUCGAUGAUCAUCAUCGAUGACGGAAAUUAUUUUAGAUUACAGGUAAUCGUUAUGGGCGAUGAGAACAUUUUUCAGUUAUUGGUAACCAUUACUGAUAACGCAGAUUGUUUUUUUUAUUACCGAUGAUCAUUAUCAAUGACGGAACCUUUUUUCCUUAACAAUAAAAUAAUUUUAAUCAUUUAUAAUAAUAAUUAGUCCUGAUCAAACUCAUUUAGAAUAAGAUACCAAUUCUUAUACCAUGACUUUCUUAAUUUCGGUUACAACAAUCAUGGUCCCUGGUUUUAUUCGUUCGCGUAAUUCUGCGCCCGAGAUGAGCGUGCGCGCCAGUGUGUGGGCAUCGAUAGUUUGUUAGACCGCUUAGUACUGUUUUUUCUUUCUUUGCUAUUUAUUUUUUUGGCAACAA